Messenger RNA from Haplochromis burtoni (Burton's mouthbrooder), 1767 nucleotides. RefSeq names its product amine sulfotransferase-like. The transcript has 6 exons. The coding region runs from base 1 to 846 and encodes 281 amino acids. Gene Ontology annotation, cellular component: cytoplasm. Gene Ontology annotation, molecular function: sulfotransferase activity. Gene Ontology annotation, biological process: sulfation. The record is from RefSeq and is a predicted model, not a curated record. Lineage: Eukaryota; Metazoa; Chordata; Actinopteri; Cichliformes; Cichlidae.
AUGGAGCAGCUCGGUAACCGUCUCUGCCGGUAUAAGAACUAUAACUUUCUCUCCAGUUACACAACUGCAGAGUACAUAGACUCUCUUCAGAGUUUUGAAAUAAGAGACAGCGAUGUGUUCCUCGUGUCUUAUCCAAAAUCAGGCACCAUAUGGGCUCAGCAGAUCAUCACUUCAAUCUAUGAGUUGGAUGGGCAUGUGAAUGAAUAUUUUACCAACUCACAGAAGAUGCCAUGGCUGGAGUACAGAUGGGGUUCAUACACUCGUCGCCCCUCUCCACGGCUCUUCACAUCACAUCUCUCCCAGGUUCUCAUGCCUCCAGGACUGAUGGACAAGAAGGGAAAGAUUGUGUAUUUGAUGAGGAAUCCAAAGGACAACAUGGUGUCUUACUAUCACUUCAGCAACAGCUUUGCAGACCUUGAGACCCCUCAGAGCUUUGCUCAGUUUUUCGAGUGGUACCUGACGGGAAACGUACUAGCAUCAUCCUGGUUUGAUCAUGUCAGGGAGUGGUAUUCAAACAGAGAGCAGUACAACAUCCUCUUCUUGACCUACGAGGAAAUGAUUUUGGACCUGAAAGGAUCAGUGAAGAAGAUCUGCAACUUCUUAGGGAAAAACCUGACUGAAGCUGCUAUCAGUCAUGUUGUGGAAAAAGCUAAGUUUGAGAACAUGAAGAAUGACUCGAAAGCAAACUAUGAGCACCUUCCACCAGAGCAGUUCAGUGGGAAAUUCCUGCGUAAAGGUCAGAUUGGAGACUGGAAGAACACACUGACUGUUGCACAGAGUGAAAGAGUGGAUCAAGUCCUUCAGGAGAAACUUGGUGAUUUGCCUUUGAGGUUCAUCUGGGAAUAAGCAGAGCAGCUCUUCAGGGUCUCCCAGUAAAAAUACUGGCAGUGGCAUGUUGUACACCUCAGGCCUCCUAGUAGAUAUACCUGUGUUAUCACACUCACAAGAUUUUCAGUAAACUUCAUCUCUGUCUUGAGGCCACUGAGAUUUAUACUCACCCAACACUUUUAGUAGAUACACCUGUUAUCAAUUUGAAAAUCCUGUGUGGCUUCAUUCUCGAGUUAUCACAUUUACAAACUUGGGUGUCCACCUGUCCGUUCAUUAGGGUGACAAAAAUAUCCCAUCAGUGUUGUAAAAAAAAAGUAAUAGUAACUGUUAUUCAAAUAUUAAGUAAAUUCAUUUUCUUCUUUUAUGAAAAAAAUCAAACAACCAUCAGACUUGUCCUUUGCAAACAAUUUCCCGAGUUUAUGUUCAGUCACUUGCUUCAGAUUAUAUUUGAGCAUCUUCUGACUACUCUGCCCAUGAGCAAGCAGUUUUCAGUCACAUCCACUCCUUGUUUAUCAAGCUCAGUGUUGUGUCCGUUGUGCUCAGCUAUAAAAUGCUUUAUGACAUGUUUUGAACUUCAGUACAAGAAAUAAAACACAAGACAUUAAAGGUAGUUGUAUAAUCUGCUAUUGCCUUUAUUGAAUGUCAAAAGGAAUUCACUUGUUUCUCAGUGAAGGAUCAAGGCUGUUUUGGUCACUGAAGCUGACUCCACACUUCAAUUAUCAUCAUCUGAAAUGAAAAGGGUUCAACAUAAGUGCAAGAAGAAUCUGAUUUAUGAACAAUGAACACUCAAAAACCAAAGACACACAAACUUUGGAAUUUAUAAUUUAAAAAAAAAAGUGCAGACAAACGCAUUUCUUCACCCUGGAAUUGAAUUAUUUCAUUUACAGCAUUUGAAAGAUGAGCUGUUAAAAAAAACAUUAAAAUGUUUCUUUGAGGUUA